AUGAAUCUCUUUAAGGAGAUCCUGCCUAGAGUAAGGAAGAUUCUUUCAACUGCUACAGCUUCUGAUGACCACGCAUUGCUUAACCUCAUGCUGAAAGAAGAUGUGAUAUCCAAGGAGUACCAUCAAGCCUUGCUCCACGAAAAAGACAGAGAGGACCUCGCAAGGAAGAUAUCUCUGACAUUUGUGGAAAAAUGGGACCUGUACUUGAACACUUUGGUUCCCCUCUGUUGUUUAAACCUCUAUGGCAGUAAGCCUCAAAAUAUGACAGAUAAUGAGCCAACAGGAAGCAAGUACGUUUCUGACAGCAAGAGACAAAUCAUGGAUUCAGCAUUUGUGUCUGAAAAUGGCUAUCUUGAUUUGCUGCACAGUGAUAUUGAUCCAUUGCAUCUGUAUACUCUCCUUGAUCCUAAGUCAUCUGGAAAUGAAGAAGGUGACUUCCCUGCAGAUCCUGAAGCUGAUGCCAGCAACUAUGAUCAGUUCAGUAAUACAGAUUUCCUGUGUACGAUGGAAAAUGGUGAAAAUGGGGAUGAAUUGUAUCUCUGUUCCAACACCAUAGAAGCUUAUGCUAGAAUAGCUGAAUUAGCAGAAUAUGUGCUCAAAGAGCCACAGGAGAAGCAGGUGGAAGACACUUUUGCAGGGAACCUUAUUUUGGAUGAAAUGGCUGCUGAAAACACUGAGAAAUUUAUUGACAUAAAGAUGCAGAAAUGUCACAAACGAACCUUCUCAGGCUCUGCAGAGAGCUUCUCUGAUGCUUCAGAACCCAAAUACAAGAAAAUUGUGGAAGUCCCUGCAGUGCCUGCAGGGAAUGGCAGUUUCUUAGCUAUGCCUCUCAACACCCAUCCAGCUAGCUCCACCUCACUAACUAACCAGCACAUGUCCCUUUCUGUUCCUGCUACCAAUCCGUUGGAAAGAAGUUUUGUAAUUCCUGGAUUUUCAGCGCCUUUGAUUCCAGAGUGUCUACCUGUUGGUGUGAAAGGAAGCCAAGAGAAUACAGGCUUUGCAGGUCCUCCUCAGCAGAUACUUAACUUUGUUCUUGGAAAUGGCACAUCUCAUGUUGUAAUAUAUCCAGUGCUGACUUCUUCCACAGAAACACUGAUAUCCCCAAGUUUUCCAGUUAGUUUAUGUGGUUUAGAAAUGUUCAAAGAAGUCCGAGUUCCCGUAAUUCCUUCUGAAGAACCUUUCAAAAGACCAAAGCCAGUGGAAGCUUUCUGUACAUCACUUAUGGAUUAUUUCCAAGAUGUGUGCAAAUCUGUGGCCAUGGAGCGUGAAGUAACUCUUGAUGACCUGUUUAUUGAUGGGACACUUGUUCAAAACCAAACUGAAACCAAGACUGGGAAGAACAGCGUAAAAGCAAUGGAAAAGGAGCUGGUAACUUGCAGUCUGCAAGGGAAGGAAAAGGCAGCCCUUAAAAGAAGCCAAAUAUUUCAAAUCCCAGGAAGUAAAGGCUUAGAGACUAAAGUGAUUGUGGUGCUAGGAAAAGCAGGAAUGGGCAAAAGCAUUCUUGUUCAGAAGAUCUGCCAGGACUGGUCCAAUGGAGAGUUUUCUCAAUUUGAAUUUGUAUUUUGGUUUGACUGCAAACAAAUAAGCUUGCCUGAGAAGCGAUACAGCCUGAAGGAUCUGCUUCUUGAAUUUUUUGUAAAACCUCAAGAGGGAAGCAAAGAGAUCUUUGAGUAUAUAUUGCAAAAUCCUGCUAAAGUCCUUCUGGUUUUUGAUGGUUUUGAAGGGUUGUGCGAUCAUGAGAAUUUCCCUCGUUGCUCAGCCAGCCAGCCUGAAAAAGACUUGUGCAGUGUAAAGGAGCUGCUUUCAGGACUCAUCCAAAAAAAGAUACUCAAUGGUUGUACUUUAUUACUUACAGCAAGACCAAAAGACAAGGUGUACCAGUAUGUGUCCAAAGUGGAUAAGACUAUUGAAAUAGUAGGAUUUUCCACUCAGCAGAGAGAAGUAUACAUAACCAAAUACUUCAAAGGAUUGCCCUACUGUGAUAAUGCACUGAAAUUAAUCAAAGAGUGUGAGUACUUGUUCAGUCAUUGUUACAGCCCUGUUAUGUGUAGAUUUGUUUGUUUUCUCUGUGAGACAGUACUUGAAAUGGGAGACAAAAGCCUUCCUUCAACUCUUACUACAGUCUUCCUGAAAUUUGUGCAGCAAAAGAUAAUACCUAUGCAAACAGAUGUUACAGCCAUGCAAAAUCAAGAGAGUCUUGCUACGCUAGCCCGUAUAGCCUGGUAUCUUGGAGAAAAGCACCAAAGUGCCAUGAAAAGUGAUCUUCCUUCUAAGGAAGUUAAAGAGUUUGCUCUUAAAUAUGGAUUUUUCCUGCCAUUUGCGUUCCCCAGACAUUCAGAUAGUGAAGAAGAGGAAUUUGGGAGUACGUUCUCUGAUUUCGUCAUUCAGAAUUUCUUGGGUGCACUUCACCUGAUGUUAGCAGAAGAGAUCAAGGAUAAAAGUCUAACAAAGUACCUGUCUUUUCCAUCCAAGAAGAAAAAACCUUAUAACUGGUUAGAUUUACUGCCUCGAUUUUUGGCUGGAUUAUUGUUCCUCCAGGAUGACCCCUACUUCUGCUCCCUUUCAAAUAAGGAUGUAAAACAAUCAACCAGGAAGCAGAAUAUACUCUUGAAAUGUAUUAGAAGACUGCAGAUAAAUGAGCUCUGUCCGGAGAGGUUACUCGAGCUUUUACAUUGUAUUUAUGAAACACAAAGCGAUUAUCUUUUGCAGCAUGUGGCCUUAAGGCUCAAGCCAGACCUGUCUUUUCUGGACAUAGUUCUUACACCACCUGAUGUCCAUGUCCUGCACUCUAUUUUGAAAAGGUCAAGAAAAGAGUUUUCCUUGGAUUUGCGAAACAGCAGCAUUGACAUGCAAGGACUAAAAGACUUGGUUGGCCUAAAUAAUGUGGCAUCGUUCAGGGCCUCCCUCAGUGAUACAGUCAGGCUCUGGAAAUCUUUAGAACAAACAAAAGACUACGAACUGCUGAGAGCAUCAACAGAGAAAUUUGUUCUUGAUCCCUUUAAGGCAAAGACAAUGAAGGACGUCAGUGACCUUUCAGACCUUGUAGAGAUGCAAGAGAAGAUGAUCAAUUGUGUGCAAGAUGCAUCUGGUUGCAGCAGCUAUGAAAUUCCUGCCAUCAAAAUUCCUGCCAUCAAAAACCUCAGAAAACUAGAAUUUGCGCUGGGUCCAGUACAUGGCCUACAGGGAUUCCUAAAACUCGUGGAAAUUCUUGCAGCAUUUCCAUCACUUCAGCAUUUAGACCUUGAUGCUCUGAGUGAAAAUGGCAUAGGAGAUGAAGGAGCAAAGAGCCUAUCUGAAGUCUUUCCAACCCUGACAUCACUGGAAACAUUAAACUUAUCACAGAAUAAGAUAACAGAUGUGGGUGCGGAGAAACUAGCUACAGCUCUUCCUUUCUUGUCUUCGUUAAAGACACUGAGCUUAUACAAUAAUAGCAUUUGUGAUUUUGGAGCAGAAAAUCUUGCGAAAGUUCUUCCUGCGAUGACAUCUUUAAGAGUGCUAGAGGUUCAGUAUAACAAAAUAACUGGUGUUGGAGCCCAGCAGCUGACUGACAGCCUACGAAAAUGUCCCCAUAUAAAGAACUUGGUGAUGUGGAAUCCCACCAUUCCCUAUGGAGUUCUUGAACACCUUCAGCAGCUGGACUCUAGGAUCAGUGUGUAG
Aptenodytes forsteri (emperor penguin) is the source of this 3657-nucleotide messenger RNA. RefSeq names its product class II major histocompatibility complex transactivator (gene CIITA). The record is from RefSeq and is a predicted model, not a curated record. NCBI's taxonomy places the organism in Eukaryota, Metazoa, Chordata, Aves, Sphenisciformes, Spheniscidae. The coding region runs from base 1 to 3657 and encodes 1218 amino acids. The transcript is spliced from 19 exons. Gene Ontology annotation, molecular function: protein binding; ATP binding. Gene Ontology annotation, biological process: positive regulation of transcription by RNA polymerase II; inflammatory response; positive regulation of MHC class II biosynthetic process.